AUGGAAAAUCGUUGUAUAUGCGUCAUCCCUCUGUCGUUAUCCAAAUUUUCGAUCGAAGAGCCAGACAUCGCUUUACUAACACCACAACAGACACCAUCAUUCUCUCAUAUCGAUCUAGUCGUUGAUGAUAAAUCAAAAUCAUCUAAAGUUCAACAAAAAUGGCCCAUUUUUAUACUUUCCAUAAGUUUGAUCGAUCUACUUUUAAUGAUAUUUGCUUUAAUUAAAAAUGGUGGCUUAGAAGAUAUUGAUGACUAUAAAAUGUUGGGUGUAUCUAAUGUUACGUUAAUAAAAAUUGGAGCCAAAUUUCUUCCAUGCAUGAAAAAUGUGUCUCAUGUCGACGAGAAUAAAUCUUUGUGUGGCUCUUAUGCUACAAUAUAUCAAUAUUAUCGCUUCAUAACAUCCAUCUUUCUUCAUGUUGGUAUUAUGCAUCUUCUAUUUAACUUGACAGCACAGAUAUGCGACGGGAUGGUUUUGGAACGUAAAUUUGGUACUGCAAGAGUUGGUGUCAUCUAUAUAUUAUCCGGUUUAGGUGGAAAUAUUGUGAGUUCCGUCAAAGCCAUAUUAUGGCAUGAUAAAAUUGUAGUCACUGUUGGUGCUUCAGGUGCCUGUUUUGGCUUAAUCGGUGUCUUACUGUUAGAUAAAAUUCAAAAUUUCGGUAAAUUACCAAAUCCAUGGUUAGAUAUUACCAUUCAUUGUGUGACAAUAACAUUUUUACCUGUAUUUUCGUUCGUUGAGCCAAUGAUCGAUCUUUUCGCUCACAUUGGUGGAUUAAUUUGUGGAUGUUUAUUGGGUCUACUUAUUUGUCCAACAAUAUUCGUCUUCGGAAAAACGGAAGAUUUGAAAAUAAGAAAUAAAUUUCUAGUAAUGUUGUUAACAUCUGUUCUUUUGUUCGCUUUUUAUUUCGUUGGUUUUCGACUAUUUUUCGAGUAUGGAUAA
Molecule: messenger RNA, 936 nt
Organism: Didymodactylos carnosus
Lineage: Eukaryota; Metazoa; Rotifera; Eurotatoria; Philodinida; Philodinidae
Source: the annotation of a GenBank genome assembly